This is a messenger RNA of Mesorhabditis belari, 1011 nucleotides long. NCBI's taxonomy places the organism in Eukaryota, Metazoa, Nematoda, Chromadorea, Rhabditida, Rhabditidae. The record is from the annotation of a GenBank genome assembly.
AUGGAUUUACUGACAUUCGUCCUCUACUCACUCGUUGUUUUUGCUGUGUUUUUAUUGUUGCGAAAAAAUUGGGAGCGCUUCGAGAUCGGCGAUUUGCAUAGGAAACCGAUUUUUAUCACUGGCUGCGAUUCGGGAUUCGGAUAUGGUUUGGCGAUCAAAUGUAUCGCCAACGGGUUGCCCGUCUACGCCGGAUGUCGAACUGAGGAAGGUAAGAAAAAGUUGCUCACCGAGGCUGGUCUCUACCGAGGGAAAUUGAAAGCUUUCCUUAUCGAUGUCACUGAUGAUAAAAGUGUUGACGAUGCAAGGAGAUUGGUAGAAAAAGAAGCAAAUCAAUUUGGAGGUUUACACGCAAUUGUGAACAAUGCGGGCAUUGUCGGGCAAUCGUUUUACGAUGAUUUUCUUUCAAUGGACGACUAUCGAGAGACGAUGGAAGUGAAUCUUUUUGGAGUUGUCCGAGUGACGAAAGCUUUCUCACCACUUUUGCGGAAAACAAGGGGCCGAAUCGUGAAUAUGGCAUCAAUGUGUGCCCGUUUGGGCCUUCCCGGCAUUGGUCCGUACACUAUUGCUAAACAUGGCGUGUCUGCGUAUAGUGAUGUCAUACGUCAAGAGCUCCGACCCUGGGGAAUCACGGUUCACGUGCUUGAGCCGGGUUUCUUCAAAACUCCACUUAUCGCCGAAGAUGCUAUCAAAGCUCAACUACAAAGGGUUUGGGACCGUUGCUCAGAAGAAACUCGACAAGAGUAUGGACGAGAGUUUUUCGAGAAAGGUAGUGAAGUGACAAAUCGAAUGGUGGCCAUGGUCGCUUCAUCGAAUGUUCAGUGGGUCAUCGACACGUACUUUCACGCGAUCACCGCUCGUUUCCCCCGAAAGCGAUACCAAAUCGGAUGGGAUCACAUAUUCUUCUUCUUGCCGAUCUCCAUUCUACCAGCAGCGAUCUCCGACAAAAUCUUCGAGCUUUUCGAGCUUUUCUUCGGCGCUCCCAUCCCGAAAGCCGUUCAAGAAGGGAAAUAU